UUUGGCACAGCCUGUGCUCUAACAACCUGUGUGACCAGGCAGUGGCUGUGAAACUUGUAACGAUAUUGUCCUGUUUGUGUCCUAACCACACAAACUUUUGAUAUUCUAUCGUUCUUUAUAGAAAACAAAGGGUGACAUAUUAAUUUACAGGUGCAACGGUACAACGUUCAACAUCACCUGUGUGAAAUCCAAUUUCAAUGCAGCUGCAAUGUUUGUGGAAUGGAUGACAGUGCAUCUAACACCCUGAGGAGCCUAUUGGGAAAGAUGGAGCCACCCCCCAUGUCCUCAGCUGAGGCCUAUCCUACUUUCUUGUACAAGAUAUCCCCUGUCCUCUCUGUUCAGCAGUCCCCUUCUAUGGUUCAAUCAUCGCCCUCAUCAAAACAGACAAUCACUAGUAUCAUGUCCUCAAACAUGUCCUCAAACAUCACUAGUGCUAGCAACUCUCUAGCCCUGGAGGAGAUGGGAUUAAGAAGGACAAGAACUGUGAUCCCACACUCGGUCAAAGUUCAAAUAGCAAAAGUAGCUAAUCAGAUUCCUAGAAUGACACAGGGUGAGAUUGCCCAGAUGUUUGGGAUUGACAGAACCACUGUAUCAAAGAUCUUAAAGAGAAGAAGAGAAUAUUUAGGUCCUGAUUCUGAGUCACCACCGAGAGCAAAGUACAAUUGCUUAUCCAGUGGUCAGGAUCCCAAUGAAGCUUCACCAGGUAAAAGAGUGCCCAACAUUUUGGUUGCAUCAAAAUCUAGAACGCAGAGAGAGGCAGCAAAUCCAGUCAGUUCAACAGGUUUAGGUGGAAACAAAAUUCCAAAACAGCAGACCCCAGUGACAGCAACAAAACCUGCAGAAGAGAAGGAAGAGAUGGUGAUGGAGAUUAAAGAAGAGGUGACAGAAAUCGAGGACUCUGAGGCGCUGUCACGGGAGAUCAAUAACUUAGAUAAAUUCCGAGACCAGCAAAAAAUGAUUGAAGAAGCCAACAAGCAGCGGAAAGCUUUACUCUCCAAAACACUGACAGAGAGACAAAGGAAAGCAAGGGAGGAGGCCCAGAAGUUGUCUCACAUACAGAAAGAGCUGCAGUUACUAGACAACCGACUGUCAGCAGACGUUACUCUCAUCAGGAGUCGAAUAGAAUCAGCCAGCAAAGACUUCCUAGAAGCUCAGAGGAGAUAUGACAGAGCUGAGCGAGAAUUCAUUGAAGCAAAGAUGGAUUUACAGAAGAAAUCAGAUCUGAAGGAGCAACUGACUGAGCAUCUUUACACCAUCAUUCACCAAAAUGAACUACGCAAAGCAGAAAAACUCUCUCAUCUCAUGAAUGAACUAGAAAUGGAGAAUGAAGGGAACGGGGUAAAGCUUUCCUCUUUGCCUCCACUAAGUGCAUUUAAUGCAGUCGGCCUGACGACUCUGCCAAAGACAUCCACAAAUGACCAGUGUCAAUCUGGACCUUCUUCAUCCAAAAAUGACAAUCAGAAAUCCACAGAAUUGAGCAAAAGUGAAAAAAUGAACAAGAAUUCUGCAUCUUUGGCUUCGUCUGAGGAAACCAUAGACAAAUCUGUGUGCCAUAUCAUUACAGACUCACAAAGUGUUGACAACAGAGGAGGUGUUCAGGAAUCGUUAAGAGAGGGAAAGAGGCAAGAGGAAGCUACUGGUGGGGGCUCAAAGGUUGGUGUACCACAGGGAAAAGCACAGACUGCAUCUGAUCUUGGAGGUUCCUUAGAACGAGAGAAAUCCGUGCCAUCCUCAUGGACUCUAGAUGUUAUAGUUAAACAAGAACCAGAAGAAAGUGUCUAGAGAUAAGUUUAAGUGGGCUUUAUCAUAUCAUGACAUAUCCAGCAAUAUUCAGAGAAUAAGAUUAUUUUGAACCGAAAUUUAUUGUUUUGUACAUAUGAAAUAUUAUGUACUUGAGAGAAGUAAAAAUAAACUUCUGUUUUUGAG
Molecule: messenger RNA, 1926 nt
Organism: Magallana angulata
Lineage: Eukaryota; Metazoa; Mollusca; Bivalvia; Ostreida; Ostreidae
Product: RAB6-interacting golgin-like
Exons: 7
Coding region: 220-1782 (520 amino acids)
Biological process (GO): non-motile cilium assembly
Source: RefSeq, a predicted model, not a curated record